Necator americanus (New World hookworm) is the source of this 474-nucleotide messenger RNA. RefSeq lists its product as uncharacterized. The transcript has 5 exons. Lineage: Eukaryota; Metazoa; Nematoda; Chromadorea; Rhabditida; Ancylostomatidae. The record is from RefSeq and is a predicted model, not a curated record. The coding region runs from base 1 to 474 and encodes 157 amino acids. Gene Ontology annotation, molecular function: protein heterodimerization activity; structural constituent of chromatin; DNA binding. Gene Ontology annotation, cellular component: nucleus; nucleosome.
AUGGUGCGCACAAAGCAAAUUGCCCCGGGUACGAAAAGGCCACCUACAGCAGUUAAGCGGCAGGUUGUCCCUCUCAGCAGGAGGUUGGACACGAAGAGAAAGUUCCACAGUGGCGAUAAACGGGAAUCUGGUACAAUAAUAGUGAAGAAAAGAGCCAAGCCUGGAGUGAAAGCGCUCCGAGAGAUCCGUCACCUGCAGCGAACAACUGAAAUGCUCAUCCCACGUCUCUCUUUCCAGAGAGUUGUACGGGACAUAGCUAACAAAAUUUGUUUGAAACGUAAUCUCGAUGAUGUAAGAUGGCAAUCAAACGCGCUGUUGGCGUUACAAGAGGCAGCCGAAGUAUAUCUAACGUGCAUGUUUGAGGAUACCAAUCUCGUAGCUAUUCAUGCUCGUCGCGUUACCAUAAUGCCUAAGGAUAUCCAUCUUGUCCGGAGGCUGCGUGGCGAGCAUGUUACUAUGAGAGCCAGUUGUUGA